Molecule: messenger RNA, 7086 nt
Organism: Sebastes umbrosus (honeycomb rockfish)
Lineage: Eukaryota; Metazoa; Chordata; Actinopteri; Perciformes; Sebastidae
Gene: lrrc8aa
Product: leucine rich repeat containing 8 VRAC subunit Aa
Exons: 3
Coding region: 218-2605 (795 amino acids)
Molecular function (GO): protein binding
Source: RefSeq, a predicted model, not a curated record
CGUGCAGCAGCAGCAGCAGUUGUCUUCUUCGUGGAGCCGAAGAGGACGAGCCCACUCGGCUUCAUGCCUUCGUGUGGUUUUCUCCUCCGUCACUGCUGUACGGAGCUCCGGCCCGGUGUCAGACCAGCCACAGCCUGCUGAGAACCGGUUGAGAAAUGUGUCACCCGUGUGUGAGGGAGGCGAGAGACACCAUCUUUAAUAAAACAGAUAAACCAUCAUGAUUCCCAUCACAGAGCUCCGGUACUUCGCUGACACCCAGCCAGCGUACCGUAUCCUGAAGCCAUGGUGGGACGUUUUCACCGACUACAUCUCCGUCGUCAUGCUGAUGAUCGCGGUGUUCGGUGGCACGCUGCAGGUCACGCAAGACAAGAUGAUCUGCCUGCCUUGCAAGUGGGUGGUCAACAAGUCCUGCGAGACCAUGCCCGUCCCAAACGUGAGCGCCGCCUAUGCACCGGAACCCAAAGGCAUUCAGUAUGACCUCGACCGCCAUCAGUACAACUACGUCGAUGCUGUCUGCUACGAAAACAAACUGCACUGGUUUGCCAAAUAUUUCCCCUAUCUGGUGCUACUCCACACCCUCAUCUUCCUGGCCUGCAGCAACUUCUGGUUCAAGUUCCCCCGCACAAGUUCCAAACUGGAGCACUUUGUCUCCAUCCUCCUCAAGUGCUUUGACUCCCCGUGGACAACAAGGGCUUUGUCUGAGACCGUGGUGGAGGAGAGCGACCCCAAGCCUCUGGGGAAGAUGAACGGCUCGAUGGAUAAGAAGGCGUCGUGUGUGAGCGAGGAUGUUGAGGCCAGCGUGCCCAUGCUCCAACGAACAAAGUCCAGAAUUGAACAAGGCAUUGUAGAUCGCUCUGAAACGGGGGUUUUGGAUAAAAAGGAAGGGGAGCAGGCCAAGGCUCUUUUUGAGAAGGUAAAAAAGUUCAGGAUCCAUGUAGAGGAGGGUGAUAUAGUGUACCGUCUUUACAUACGUCAGACCAUCAUCAAAGUAAUCAAGUUUAUACUGAUAAUUAGCUACACGGCCUACUACGUACGCUACAUCAGGUUCAGUGUAGUGUGCACAGUGAACAUUCAGAAACUAACAGGGUACAGCACCUUCUAUUGUGCUCACCCGUUAGCAACUCUUUUCAAGAUUUUGGCCUGUUUCUACAUCAGCUUGGUGGGGGUUUAUGGUCUCAUCUGCAUGUACACUCUUUGUUGGAUGCUCACCCGCUCGCUCAAGCGAUACUCCUUCGAAUCAAUCCGCGAGGAGAGCAGCUACAGCGACAUCCCUGACUUGAAGAACGACUUCGCCUUCAUGCUACACAUGAUAGAUCAGUACGACCCUCUCUACUCCAAGCGCUUUGCCGUAUUUCUGUCCGAGGUGAGCGAGAACAAGCUGAGGCAGCUGAACCUGAACAACGAGUGGACGUUGGAGAAGCUGAGGCAGCGCAUCACCAAGGAGAAAGAGAAGAUGGAGCUGCAUCUGUUCAUGCUCAGCGGGAUCCCAGACACCGUGUUCGAUCUGGUUGAGCUGGAAGUGCUCAAGCUGGAGCUUAUCCCCGAUGUGACCAUCCCGCCGAUCAUCGCCCAGCUCUCCAACCUGAGGGAGAUGUGGCUCUAUCACACACCAGCUAAAAUUGAGGCUCCCGCUCUCGCUUUCCUGAGAGAGAACCUGAAGUCUCUUCACAUCAAGUUCACAGACAUCAAGGAGAUCCCACUGUGGAUCUACAGCCUGAAGAACCUCAGCGAGCUGCACCUAACCGGGAACCUGAGUGCCGAGAACAAUCGCUACAUCGUCAUCGACGGGCUCCGGGAGCUCAAAAGGCUCAAAUACCUACGUCUGAAAAGCAACCUGACCAAGCUGCCGCAGGUGGUGACAGACGUGGGCGUGCACCUCCAGAAGCUCUCCAUCAACAACGAGGGCACCAAGCUGAUGGUGCUCAACAGCCUGAAGAAAAUGGUCAACCUGACGGAGCUUGAGCUCCUCCGCUGCGACCUCGAACGCAUUCCACACUCCAUCUUCAGUUUGCACAACCUGCAGGAGAUCGACUUGAAGGACAACAACCUGAAGACGAUAGAGGAGAUCAUCAGCUUCCAGCACCUGCACCGACUCGUGUGCCUGAAGCUGUGGUACAACCAGAUCGCCUACAUCCCCAUUCAGAUCGGGACGCUCACCAACAUGGAGAGGCUGUAUCUGAACAGGAACAAGAUCGAAAAAAUCCCCGGCCAGCUUUUCUUCUGUCGCAAGCUGCGCUUCUUAGACCUGAGUCACAACAAUCUGACCAGCAUCCACGCUGACGUAGGCUUCCUCCAGAACCUGCAGUACUUCGCUGUGACGGCAAACAGGAUCGAGACUUUGCCCCCAGAGCUGUUCAAGUGCAAGAAGCUGCGUACUCUGAAUCUGGGAAACAACUGCCUGCAGACGCUGCCGUCGCGCUUCGGGGAACUCACCGGGUUGACCCAGCUUGAGCUGAGAGGGAACCGUCUCGAGUGUCUCCCCGUGGAGCUCGGCGAGUGUCGGCUGUUGAAGAGGAGCAGUCUGGUGGUGGAGGAGGACCUGUUCAACACGCUGCCACCAGAAGUCAAAGAGCAGCUUUGGAGGGCCGAUAAGGAGCAGAUUUAAGAAAUAAUCGAGCAGUGAUUUUGUUAGUAAAGAGGCAGGCAAACCUUGAGACGUUUGCAGCCAUGCGGGCUCAGAAAAGCGACGGCUUGGUGUUUGGUUGGUGCUUGGGGCUUCCCUUGCAGGACCUAUAAAAGGAAGGGAUGUCAAAUUUCAAGACCUACAAGGAUGUCUUUUUGGAAAUACAUGGUCGCCAAGGAAAAAAUCUCCUGGUUCAGUAAUGUGGCUUUUCUGUAAUAUCGUCCUGAAUAUAAAGGUGCAAGUAGGUGAUGUUGAAUAUGCAUGUCACUGUAGGACCUUGCUGAAACCAACCUGUUUAUUUGAGAGAGACAAAAAAAAACGUUGCACGAUUCAGCCUAGCCGGAGAGCUAAAUGUGCUCACUAUCACUUUUUUGCUGAUCAUUGGAUACAUGCACAAAUUGAAGAAAGCAGUGUUUGCCUGACCUUCCUCUGGCCUUGAGACUCAAAGUUUUGAAAUUUUUUUACAUUUGCCGUUGCGGCGCAGUGUUGCUCAGACUACUGGCAGAUGUUAGUAAAUGAAUUACAGUACGACUGACAGCCAAUUUGUUGAGGCCUGAAGGUUUGGUCCUGUUGUUUCCUUCAAGCCUCUCUGUGUACGCUCAACGUGCUCGGAGGUAUCUUUUUUUAUGUGAACAAAAUGACUCUGCGAUGAAGAUCGACAGACCGUCCCACAGCUGAUCUCACAGCUUUAGGCCUUAACACAGUCAGAGGACUGAUGAAACGACUUCAAGGAAAGCAAAUGACUCUACAGUACAAUGUCUAAAUACCCUGCAGUUGUUAAUUUAUAACGCCGCCUCCUGUGUGGCAGGCGGUUUCUUAGCUGAAUGGGAGCUGUGGUGGAGAAAUGCAACCAUUCUUCUUGGACUCUUUUAUUUCACUUUUUCUAAACAUCAUUUCACAUUUAGGCAUGUGAAACAGGCUUUAUUUUACUUUGCAUGACUAAACCUCACACACAUUACUGGUGUGUCUUAUUACAGUACGUGAGAUGGGCUUUGUUUCAGGUGGAUUUGGCCUGUUGACACAAAAUCAAGACUUUAUUUUGACUUCAAGAUACAUAAAUUGGUACUUUCAGUAUCAUGUGGGCCUGUGAAACAGGCUGUAUAGCGAUUGGUGCAACAUUUAUUUAUUCGUAACAUGCCAUUCGUACACAGCCAUUGAUUUGUUGUUUUGUUGAAGACUUUAUGGAACAUAAUACGUGUAGUAAAAGAUCUUAAUUGACCUUUGUUCAAUUGAAGGCUGAUAUAUAUUGCUUCACUGGCUAGAUUGUUAUUACACAAGGUGUGGCGCUGCUGACAGGUAGUUUGCUGUCCCUGUCUUAAAGGUGCUAUUGAUAACAUUGAUAAGAUUCAGCCACUAGAUGUCGCAUUCUCCCUCGCCCGUUCCAUUGAAUUUACUUCACAACAAGUCAUUGCCAGGCACUUAACCGUCAAUCUCAGCCAUUUACCCAUUUUUUUCCAAGCCUCCAGGAAGAGCGCCGGGGUUUGAAGCAAAUUUUGUGGUAUUACAACUCUGUCAUAGAUGUUUUUUUUCAUUUAUGUUUUUAUUUGUCUACAUGAAAAUGUUAUCAAUACAACCUUUUAACGUUACAGGGUCACAAACAUUCAUAAAUCUCCCUGUCAGAGUUGAUUACUUUGUCCUUACUAAACAUAUGACAAGCUUGCACAAUGCUAAUCAUACAACCAUAAUAUAUGUAGACCAAUAAAACAAGCAAGAAUCACGGUACUUUUUUUAUACUAAGUAUGAUUUUGAAUUAUUAGACACUAGAUGAUUAUUACCUCCAAGUGGUUGAACUGCUUCAGACAGUCAGGGAGAGUUUUAACUAGCUGCGGGGUACUGCUCGUUUCUAAAAGCAAAGUGUUGGAGAUUCAAGAAGUGCCCUGCUGUUUGCAUGCCAGCUCUACAAUUCAUCACACUCCGUUUACUCCGGGCGUAAACUGGACAUUUGUUUUGUUUAUCUGUUCAAGAGCGAAAUGAGGACAAACAGGAAACUACAGAGAGGAGGAAACUGGUUUUGACCGACCUAAACAAGGGAAACAUUUAUUCGCCGAGAGAGUGUAUGCCGAAUAUGUGAUUUCCACGUUCACGGUCCAAAUUAGUGCAACAUGCUUUUGUCUGCUUGAAACACUUUUCUUGUUAAGACCCUGGAUUUAUUAGCAUCAUUUGGAGUAACCCUGCUUUGUUCACUCCAGCCAGGCAUCUCGUUGCUAAUACGGCCUUAUCUUUUACAAGCCCUGUUAAUGAAACAAACAAACUUUCAUUUUGUGUGUUGUAAAAUGUAUAGCUGAAAUGUUCUUUGUUUCAUACAUAUCAGUCAUAUGGUAUGUGGUCUUAUCGUUACCAGCUGUUUCUUCUUGAUUUUAGCUUUUUUUUUUUUUUUAAAGGGAAGUUUCACUGUAACAAUACAAUUGCACCUUUGUUCACAGUGAAUUGUGUUUCACUGAUGCCCUUCUCGGGGUCAUUAGUAAAUUGCUCCUGCUCUGAAAUCAGUUUUACAGUUGUAAGCAAAGGUCACAGACAAAGUGAAAAAGGAGCAGAUGAUACCAGAGAAACACAGUAAUUCAAAGGAAAUCUCAGCUUUUCGAGCAUGCAUAAACGUUUUAAAACGCAAACGUUGUUUUAAAGUGGCAUGUCCACCUUGAUACGUCUGCUCUGGUUUCACUUUUGUCACUACGCUCUGCAGAUAAGUGACCUGUUGGAUGCCAAACAAGGAAUGCAAAUGGAUAACUAAUUGUCCUUACUAGCACAUUAAACUGCAAAAUAUCUAUAUCUUGUAGUGCAGUAGCUGGCCACAGAUAUAGGGACAUGUUGUAGGAUGAUUUGUACGUUAUUCUAAAGUACAUCUGAUAUGGUAACAUGGCUCAUUUGUAGUGGUGCAGUGCAGAUGCAAGUGCUGCUGACACUAAAAAUCUCCCUCCUGCAGUGCACCAGAGUGUCAAAUUAGGACGUCCAAACAAUGCCCGUCAGUUAUUGUAUCAAGUGUCUUUUGGCCUUAACUUGGUGGUCAUUAGAGGUUGGAUAGUCACAGAUUAGUAUGCUUUUUCUGACCCUAAAUUUGUCCUUGGUACAGCAGUUAUAGUAUAUUUUACUCUUGAAGUUUAAGAGUGCCAUAGAAAUCUUUCUCAGGUCAUCACUGGGAAGUUAUUCACACCUUAGAUUUGCUAAAAUGACUGUACACAUAUUGAUAUAUUCUGUCCUUUCUCCAUUCCAGCUCUAUCGUGGUUAGUCUACGUCAGCAUCAAGACACAUCUGUAGUCAGCCAAAUGUCUCUGACUCUCACUUUGUCCUGCUAACAUCAGGAUUUCUAUCCACUGACCUCCAGAGCUCUGACCAUUGUCACUUCCCUCUGAGUCACAAGAUGAGCACAUUAAAACCUGCAGCCGGUUUCCCUUUUCAUGCACGUCAGCGUCAGUGAAUCGGGUGAAGGUCUGGGCUGCGGUCAGUCAAAAAGAGGACGUUUUAGUGACUAAUAAACUGCCCCUUGGUCACUUGAAAACUCUUAUGCCAGCACUUUAAUUAGUAUCCCCGUCAGAAGUGGCCCCAUUCUCAUCUAAACACCUUAUUAAAAAAUCUGAAUUAUACAAGCUUUAUUUCUCAUUCUGUGCAAAUGCACCAAAAAAAAAGUUUUGUUUUGAACUUUUGUGUUGUAUCAAAAAUGAUCUGUUUUUGUUAUGUAUGCCUUAAGUAGUGUAUUUUGUGUGAAACAGCGUGAUUGAUCAGUUUGUUCUUACAUAGGAGUAACUCAUUUGGAUCCACAGAGCAGCCGACGGAGAGAUGCCGGUUUCUACGGAAACGGCUCCUUUCCCCAAAAACAAGGAUUUCACAAUUCAACCCUAUGACGACCAAAUGACAAGAACUCAUGACAAUCUAACAUAUGAAGGCGAGCUCAGCCACACACUGUUAAUAUCUGUAAUAUUUCUAAAGUGUGUACAUUUUUUUCACUUGAAUCCAGAAACAGCAUUAUUUAAAAGAAGGGAAAAAAAACCUGCCAUGAUUGCAUUGACAUCUAAUCUCUACCUAUGUAUGAAAUGUUUCUUUAAAUACAUGAUUGUAUUUACUGUGUACGACUAAUUCAUCUCUGUAUUCUGGUGCCUGUAGAUCAGGGAUACAUGAAAACGGUUCAUAUUGUUUUGAGGUUCAUAUCCAUUUACAUCCUGCAGCAUGAGUUUGUCGAUGCUGAACUUGCGGGCGUUAUAGCCAUACUGAAAGCCACCCACACAACCCCCCUAGCAGCAGUCAUUGUUGAACUGUAAGAGCUGGAUUGACAGACUCGUUUUAAUCAGCACCGUCUGUAUCACACGUGACAAGGCCUUUAUUAAUUAAUUGUCGCCAAGUGGACUGAAAACUGGCUUUUUAAGCGGGACGUCUGUAACAAUGGACAGCUGAACAUUUUAUUUCUUAAUGUUCAGACCCUACUUUUUGUACGAUUCUGACACAUGAUAAUGAAAUAAACACUUAACACUAAA